Nomascus leucogenys (northern white-cheeked gibbon) is the source of this 504-nucleotide messenger RNA. RefSeq names its product endogenous retrovirus group K member 25 Env polyprotein-like. The coding region runs from base 48 to 497 and encodes 149 amino acids. Lineage: Eukaryota; Metazoa; Chordata; Mammalia; Primates; Hylobatidae. The transcript is spliced from 2 exons. The record is from RefSeq and is a predicted model, not a curated record.
ACAUCAGCUUCCUGUUUGGAUACCCACUAGACAUUUGAAGUUCUACAAUGAACCCAUCGGAGAUGCAAAGAAAAGCGCCUCCACGGAGACGGAAACACCGCAAUCGGGCACCAUUGACUCGCAGGAUGAAUCAAGUGGUGAUAUUAGAAAAACAGAUGAAGUCACCACGCACCAAGAAGGCGGAGCUGCCAACCUGGGCACAGUUAAAGAAGCUGACACUGUUAGCUAGAAAAAGCCUAGCUAGCACAAAGGUGACACAAACCUCAGAAAAAAUGCUGUUUGCAGCUUUAAUGGUUGUAUCAACGGUGGUAAGUCUCCCCAUGCCUGCAGGAGCAGCUGCAGCUAAUUAUACCUACUGGGCCUAUGUGCCUUUCCCGCCCUUAAUUCGGGCAGUCACUUGGAUGGAUAAUCCCAUUGAAGUCAAGAGAAGGCGUGUGGAUCCCUGUGUCCAUGGAUCGACCAUGGGAGGCCUCGCCAUCCAUUCAUAUUUUGACUGAAGUAUUA